UUCAACUCCGACUAGCGAGUUCAGACUUCAGAGAGACAGGUUUCACUCCUGGUUCGCCGAUUGAACGCCGGCGAACGCAUGAAAGAAGAACUUUAGUCCCGUCGCCGGAAGUAGAAGAAGAAGAAGGGGAAUUGAAUUUGGAGGAAGUAAAUCAUGUCGACAGCAACAUACCCACCGCCACCGCCGUUUUACAGGCUGUACAAGGACUACAGCAAUGACCCGAAAUCCGCUCCGGAGCCCCCUCCUCCAAUUGAAGGGACUUAUGUCCUUUACGGCUGCAAUUACACUACUGAUGAUGCGCUUCCAAGUUUGGAGGAUCAGGGUGUUCGCCAGUUAUAUCCAAAAGGGCCAAAUAUCGAUUUCAAGAAGGAGCUGAGAUCACUCAAUAGAGAAUUGCAGCUACAUAUAUUAGAGCUUGCUGAUAUUCUUGUAGAGAGGCCAUCACAGUAUGCUCGGAGAGUGGAAGAAAUAUCUCUCAUCUUUAAGAACUUACAUCACCUUCUCAAUUCAUUACGUCCCCACCAGGCCAGGGCAACCCUUAUCCAUAUCCUAGAACGUCAGAUACAACGGCGUAAACAAGCUGUUGAGGACAUUAAAAGAAGAAGAGAAGAAGCACAAAAACUUCUGAAGGAAGCACUGGGGACUCUAGAGGGGCAGUAAAAUGCAUAGUUUUGAAAAUUAUUAUAUUGGUUUGAACUUUGAAGAAGCAUAUGAUUUGAGCCUGUAAGGUAAGAUGCAAUAGUAUCCUGGUGAUGAUAUUUCAUACUUUGGAAAGGAACGUUGCAGAGCAAAACCAAUAUCAGCUGGAAAAGCAAAUAGGCUAAUAUGUAGCACAGCAGAGGGUCAUUGCCUGUAAAAUGAUAGGAAGUUUAUGAAUGAUGCAACACUGUUGGUUAUAUUCUUACUAGUCACUCCUUUUGAUGUCCAUUAAGUUCUCCUUGUGAUUUCUGGCUAAACAUGAGAUUCAGUAGAGCAAAGAUGUUUUCUCCCGUAAGUACAUCUUUUGGACACAGUCAGUUAUUUUGUUCAGUUUUCAAGUUUGAACUAACUCCGAA
This is a messenger RNA of Ipomoea triloba (trilobed morning glory), 1055 nucleotides long. RefSeq names its product mediator of RNA polymerase II transcription subunit 7a-like. Bases 154 to 660 code for a protein of 168 amino acids. Lineage: Eukaryota; Viridiplantae; Streptophyta; Magnoliopsida; Solanales; Convolvulaceae. Gene Ontology annotation, cellular component: mediator complex; core mediator complex. Gene Ontology annotation, biological process: regulation of transcription by RNA polymerase II. Gene Ontology annotation, molecular function: transcription coregulator activity. The record is from RefSeq and is a predicted model, not a curated record. The transcript has 5 exons.